Molecule: messenger RNA, 2181 nt
Organism: Fukomys damarensis (Damara mole-rat)
Lineage: Eukaryota; Metazoa; Chordata; Mammalia; Rodentia; Bathyergidae
Gene: Ncmap
Product: non-compact myelin associated protein
Exons: 4
Coding region: 560-865 (101 amino acids)
Biological process (GO): regulation of myelination; peripheral nervous system myelin formation
Cellular component (GO): Schmidt-Lanterman incisure; plasma membrane; paranode region of axon
Molecular function (GO): structural constituent of myelin sheath
Source: RefSeq, a predicted model, not a curated record
UUGAGUUCUACCCAGGAUGCUUGUCACGUUAGCCUUGUGAACUCUGGAGGGGUCUCUGCUCCAUUCCGAACCCCGUCUUCUCUGUAGCAAGUUCCCAUCGCCUGCACCGUCCUUCCCGGAUUACAGGUCUGAGGAUUAAAUGAGUUCACUCACGCAAGCACGGAGUGCGCUGUCAUUUUUGCUGUUAUUCAAUGAAACGGUCUCUGAAGCCAGCCUCACCCUCCCCGGUCCCCUUUCCCGGGUACCCCACACUACUGGACUUCGCUGGCAGGCGCUGGGGCCCACGCACGACAACUCCCACAUCUUCGGCUUCGCCGCUCCACCACCCUCCCUCCCACCUUCUCUGAUGGCAGGAACAGAGAUGUCAUUGAGAGCCUGCCGCCUGGGAUGAGGCAAGAUCUGCCCCGGGAUCGCUCACUCUUCUCCCAGCAAGAGGAGGAACUGGGUCCACCCCAGACAGAGCCUGCACCGGGAGCUCAGAACCCAGGAGGUCACCCCUGAGGGACCUGCGGAGGAGCCUGGGUCCUGUGACCGCGGCUGGCAGCAUCUCUGGGUCAAGAUGACCACACCUACCGUUUUGGGGGACACCACCUUUCCGUUGAACAUGACCACGCGGGGGGAAGACUUCCUCUAUAAGAGUGCCGGAGCCGUUGUCGCUGCGGUCGUGGUGGUCGUCCUCGUCAUCUUCACCGCGGUUGUGAUCCUGCUGAAGAUGUACAACAGGAAGAUGAGGACAAGGCGUGAGCUGGAGCCCAAGGGCCCCAAGCCAGUUGCUCCUUCUGCCAUGGACCCAAACAGCAACAGCUGCCAGCGGCCCACAACGGUGGCCUUCAGCCCUGUUGACCUCCACGCAGAGACUCGGUGACUCCUGUCGCCGCCACCCUCCCUGCCACUGUCCGAAGAGCUUUCUCCAGAGCGGAGACCCGGAAGCACAUCCUCUGGUGGCCUCGCUAUGCGUUCCUUCCGGUCAGGCCAUCAGCCAUCUUUCAUAAAGUCCCCAAGGCUUCAGGCAGUCCUUAACUUGUCCCGCCCUGCCCCACCCUGACUGUGUCCGCGUCCCUGCUGCCACCCUCUUGAGAAGCUGCGGAACAUGAUUGCAUUACCCCGAUGAGGCAGAGUUCUGCUGCAAAUCCGCUGACAUGGGUCGGGCUGUCUCCUCACAAAUGUAGCUAGACAGAGACAAGCGUGCAGGCAGGCGGCGGACAGACAUGGAGUCCUGACUCUGGGACUCAGGGAACGUGUCUGCCACUGGGCGCAUCUCAGAUUAAAUGCCAAAUCUACAGCUUUGCAGAGCGAAACACUCACCCCCGUGAUCGGGUGCAAGGAAACUUAGACUAACCAGAAAGCCAACCUGCCAGUUUAUAACUGCUUCCAGUACUAGGUGAUUGUUAGACGACCGGAGGUUAGUCCACGCCUUUCUCCCCCCUUUAAGAAAAGUUACAAGAAAAAUGGAGAGGUUUCUGCUUCAUUAGUGAAGGGUCAGUAGAAGGCACAGGGUGACCUUGAGAAUGGUGGCCCCUAGGACAAAAGCUCGCUGCAUUGUUGUGAGCCUCGACUGACCCUGGUAGCUGGUCAGGGCGCCUCCUGUCCUUCCUUCUGGGAGGUCGGACCCUGCCUCAGUCUCAUUUCUUGGCUCCCCAAGAAGCUCCGACAGUCUUGCUAACCCUUCCCCUCCCAGAACCAGUAUUCAGAGACUGGUUACACGGUAGCUCUCUUGUCUGUCUCUGACCCUCCUGGUCACCUUGCAGAGACUUUAGACAACACGUUCCCAGACCACAUCUAUCAAGAGCUGAGCUCUGACUCCCAGGCUGGAGACAAGCCUACUGGUAAGGGGAACAUUCUGGAGUUAAGGAGUCUUGCCUUCGAGCCCUACUUUCUGGUGUGUGGCCCUGGGCGAGUGACUCAGUCUUUCCACCUGCGGUUUCUAACCAUGAAGUGGAAAAUGGCAGCAUUUGCCUCCCUGAGUUAUUCUGAGUCAAGGACUGCGUAAGACUUUGCGUAUGAUGCCUGGUGCCAGAAGAUGCUUAGAAAAUGGCAGCGCGCAUUGUGCAAAGGCCCUGGGUUCAGUGCCCAGGAUAAACAAACAAAGCACAACUCCCUUGAAUAGCUCUGGAGAAGCCGGGUGUGGUGGCCCACACCUGUAAUCCCAGCACUCGGGAGGCUGAGGCAGGAGGAUCGUUG